GCGUUCGCACGACUCCACUGAUGGUUUCUGUCAUUCUUUCUUUAUCCUUUUGUUCUUCGUCUCCCUUCUUUUCCGGUUCGUUUAGCACUCUGAUUGAUAUUUCUUCCAGACUCCAUCGGCGAGCGCUUUCCCUUCUGUUGCCGUCGGAAAGUGUUGUCCUGCAUCAUUUUCUGGCUCUUCAUGCAAGCUGAAGUAUUCACGCUCACCUAGAUACCUUUUUCUUGUUUUCCCUCACAGUUCCCAUUACUCUUAUUUCAAGUUCAGCGUUCUGCUGGCAGCUUUUCCUAGCGCGAAACACGCGAGAGGGCCCCCAAAGAAGAGUACCAGCAAUGAAAAACAGCACCACGACAGCAACAACUGCUGAUCAUUAAAGGAGACACUCACAUGUAGCGUACCUCUUAACCCCAAACAGCGGGAUAAUAGCACCCCAGGAAAGCACCGGAGUAGCCAGAAACUACCUGCACUGCGCAGGCUCGCAAUGCUGUACGCAAGCCGCAAAACAACAAGUAAAAAGGCACUCAACAUACUCGUUACUUUUUGCCGCUCUCUACGAAUCUUCUCUACUCGUACCUCUUGCCUAUGCCUUUCCACUUACUCCCGUCAGAACUUGUAGCGACCGUAGUUUUUCUCUUCCUUUUUUCUGUGUCAAAAAAUCGCUUUCUCGCACUCUUUGAAGGGACUGGAGCAAAAUCGCCGCCGCCCUCCUUUUUUUUUUUUUGCUUCCAUUCCACUAUGCAGGCGUUGUUGCUGUACACUUCCCUCUCCGUCUACGCAGCAUUUAUUCGCUAGAGGUGCACACAGGAGUUAGCUACUUCGCAUCACACUGCCUUUUUACCUUCUCUUCAGCUUGCUGUUCGCUUGCUGCACUCCCCUACCGUUUUAGUGUACCUGCGGCGCUCUGUCAACCUUAGCGCCUCAGAUUGCGUAAGCGCUGCACAGUCGAAGUACUGACUGUGUUGUACAGCUUUAUCCCUUUUGCUAACGUCUCUUUUUUUUCUCCUUCCUAUUCUUCAAAAAGAUUCCUAAAAAAAAGUCCAAGAUGGAGGUGAAGGGGAGCGUCAGCAGCAGCAGCAACCGACACCCGCUGAUCGGGCAGCUGCGGCCCAUCUUCCAUGAACUUGAGACCGCCACCCCGCAAACACUGCCUUCCACCAUCCUCAAGCUGGAAUACGUGAUUGAGGAGGAGAAAGAUGCACUAUUUCACCGCAACUCGAUCAAGUCCUACACGGCGAACGCGCGCGUCUUCCCGAACUGGCUCAACGCACAACUGCGCCACCUCUUCGAGAACCCAAAAACGCACAUGACAGGCGUGCAGGUGCUGCGUGCGUUACUUCCCGUCGAGUAUGUGGAGCUGAACGAGAUGACGAAGCUCUUUUCCGAGCUGCUUGUCCGCUGCGUCUUGGAGACGAACGACUAUCAAACUGGCCUCGCCGCUGGCGAGGUGUGGGGGCUUUUGUUGAACAACGGCAGCAGUGUCGUGGAGGGCAUCAUCAAUAACUGUCUGCAUUUCUCGCUGGCCCUGCUCAUGCGCGGCGGCCACGACGAAACUUUUUUAAGCGAGUCCACCGCUGACGCACGGCGUGUUAGCGGCAGUGGUGGCGGACCGAGCACGUCGUCGGCGCCGUCAUCCCUCACCGAGGCGGUGAGACGCGACGAUGACAGCUCCGCGACGGACGAGGAGCUCUUCCCUCAAGCAACGAAGCUCUCGGGCUGUCUUUUCAUUCAACAGCUUGUGCGCCGCGUCCCGUCGACGAUCGCGCCACACGUGAACAGCAUUUUGGAGUGUCUGCGACGGGCCAUACUAGACACGAACAAGCUGGUCCGCGUUAGCGCCGGCGACGCGUUGUUCCACACCUUAGCCAUCUCCUACCGCUCCACCGACCCGAGCUUCUACAGCAGGUGGCAGAACACCUUAUUAGAGGACGCAGAGCGCAGUACUACGUACGGGAGCGAUGUCGUGCUGCAUGGAUGCCUUCUGGCGUUUAAUGCGGUGCUUUACGCGACUGCCUCGCGUGAGACGGACGGGCGCCACGUCGGCUACUCUCAUCAGGGACGCAAGCACAUUCUGCAGCUGUGGGCCUUUGUGAACAGCAACCUUGUCCAAACGGCACACAGCAGCGACGUCCGCAAAGAGGUUCUCAACUCGCUGCCGCUUCUCGCCCAGUACGACGGCGCCACCUUCAAGGAGAUCACCGUCAAGGGAGUGCGGGCACUGGCGGCGGUUGCGUUUGGCGAGACGAACGGGCCGGACGAGCGCGCCAACGUCUUCCGCGUCUUCGCGCAGCUUUUCACCGUGCUGCCCAGCCUCGUUGUACCCUUUCUCGACCACAUGAUGAAGUACAUUGAGGCCUCGCUGACGCCGCGGCCCAACCGCGACCGCUGCCCAGAGGCCGUCACGUGCUUCGCCACGCUUUCUGGUGUAGAGCCGAAUGCGGUGCGACCCUUCCUGCGGCACCUGCUAGGCCCCCUCUUCGCCGGCUCGGUGACGGAGCACUUUGCGCGUGAUGUGGCGAAGAUGUGCUCCGCCUUUCCGGAGCUGCGCUCGACUUGUCUAUCCAAGGUGCUGGAAGCCACGAAGGAGCAGUUGUCCCGCAUGCGUAACCGCCCCCGCCACGCGCGCGUCUCCGGCGAAACGGACCACAGCGCCAUUGUGCGCAACUUGAGCUCCCUCGGCAGCUUGGACUUCACCGGGUACUCGACGCUGCAGUUUCUCUGUGAUGCGGUGAUCCGGUAUGUGUCGGACCCGCACGAGGAGGUGCGCCGCUGCGCCAUCAAUCUAUGCUUCAAGCUGGCGCUCUCGGGCUGCUCGCAGUCGCCGUGCGAGCGCACCGACGUCGGCGUGGUCAUCCACCGCGGUUGCGAGCACAUGGGGCUGAUCAACACCGUCAUCAAGAAACUGGUGAGCGCCGCCGUCGCGGACACCGAGAGCGACAUCCGUCUCCACACGCUCGAGCACCUCACCGGGGAGUUCGACUACACGUUGGCGCUGCAGGAGAUCUGCGCGGCAAUCUUCCCGGCCCUGCACGACCACCACCAGAAUCGAAUUGCCGCCGUGCGCCUGCUGGGCCGCCUGUCCAGCCGCAACCCGUCCUGCAUCCUGCCGAUGCUGCGGCGUGUGAUGGUGCAGUGUAUCGCCGACAUCCGCCUCUUCCAGGUGCCGAAGCGGCAGGAGCAGGCGGCGGCGGUGCUGAGCGCCGUGGUCGAGGCCGCCCCUGCCAUGGUGCGUCCCUACAUCUCGUCGCUGCUGCAGGACUGCGUGCAACGGCUGCAGGAGGACAACCAGGAGGUCCCGGUCCUCACGGCGCUGUUGUCGCUUCUAGGUAAACUGGCGCGGUACGCAGAAGGCGAUGACGUCGCCGCUGUGGCUGCGAUCCGUCCGUGCGUCAUUCAGCACAUCUUAGACUCUUCGAGCAUUCAGAAGAAGUUAGAGGCGAUUCGAGCGCUGGGCGACAUCAUACGCACUACGAAGGACGUCGACGUGUACGAGACAAACCCGGAGCUGCUGCGCGUGCUCCUUUCGGCGCUGCACGGCGGUUUCAAGGAGACGUGGCCGGUCCGGCUGGAUGUCCUGAAGCUGAUGGGCAUCAUCGGCGCCGUCGAUCCGGUGCGUGCGAAGGAGAUUACGCGGCACCUGCGCGACAGCGGCCUCAGCAGCGGCGCCACGGCGGCCCCCGCCGCCCUCCAGCUCUCAUCUUCCCGUGGCGAGGAGGCGAUUGUGCAGAACGUGGUCAGGAACGUCCUGAGCGUGCUGCGGCUGCCUUCGCUCUCCGACGACCAGUGCCUCUGCGCGGUGCAGGUGAUCGCGAACACGCUCUCCCUCAAGGAGGCGUCGAACGGCUGCCUUAUCCCACUGUACCGCGAGAUCGUUCAAACCGUGUUGCAGCAAAUCACGCAACAAGCGAAGAUACGCGAAAACCUGCUGGGCGUCAUGACGCGCAUUGUGUACCUCUACGGCCAGUACAUCCGCCCCUAUCUGGAUGAGCUCAUCACCACCUGCAUUGGCUUCCUCAUGUCCGCUGAACGCGGGGUGCUGGUGGAGGUGUUGUGCCUGUUGAGCGAGCUGCGCCGAUCGCUGCGCGAGGAGUUCCGGCCGUCGCUUUCGCUCGUGCUGCCGCCGCUGAUUCAGACUGUUCAGGCGGACGCCGCCCACGCCGGUGAGCCGGCCUUCGCCUUCCUCGUCGAGAUGGGCCACCUGCUCGAUGACUACCUGCACAACGCUGUGCCGUGCGUGUGUGAGGUGGCGAGUAAUCCGGCCUACCCUGUGCCGUGCCGUGCGGCCGCCGUCGACGCCAUUCGCCACUUCGCCCGUCGGCUGCCGCGUCUCGUUUUCCACGCGUCACGCUGUGUUCACUGCCUUUGCCGCGUGCUGCGAGAGAUGGAGGGCGUCGCGCUCGACGUGCCGCCGCUACCUGUCGCGGGGCCCAGCGGACGAACAGGCAGCAGCAUUAGCAGCCACCCCACGAACCACUCCGCCGCCGCCGCAGCAGGUGUCUCCUACACGGGUGACUCCCACGGCGCGAACGCGGCAGCCGCGGCAGACGCGCGCACGCUCGUGGCCGUCACGCUCGACGCCGUGCGCAACGUCGCCCGCAACCUCGGCAGCGACUUCGAGAAGUACACCCCGAUGGUCUUUCCCGUGCUCGACGCGUACGGAGAGGACGGCAAGGACGUGAAGUCGUUCGUGCUGAGCACGCUGCGCAGCGGUGGCCGGGUGGUCGCCCCGGAGAACUCGCAGGCGGAGGACGAGGAAGCGGCGGCGCGGUACCGCGUCAACGCGCAGCAGCGGCGCAAGACGGCGCUGGCGGACAACUUUGCGCAGCUUCGCAGCAUCCUCGUCUCGCGGGAUCGCGAAACGGAGGAGGAGUGGAACGCGUGGCUGAAGCAGCUGGCGGUGGAGCUGCUCCGCUCCAGCCCCUCCAACGCGCACGGGUUUGCCUUUGCCCUCGCCCAGCUGCACGAGCCGUUUGCGCGACACAUGUUGCACUCUGCCUUUGCGGCGUGCUACGCGGAGAUGGAGCCGCGGACGAAGGAGGUCGUGCGCUCCCUUCUUGGCGUCGUGCUGCGGAGUCAGCGGGUGCCGUCGGAGGUGCUGCAGGAGCUGCUGAACCUCUCCGAAUACAUGGAGCGACUUGAAAUGCGCUUCAACCCGAUGGAGGGAUCGCAUAGCACCUACGCGGGUCUCCUGUUCGACCUCAAGACACUGAUGGGCAGCAGCGAACGGUGCAAUCUGUACGCCAAGGCGCUGCACUACGUCGAGAUCCAGUUCUACGAAGCCACGUACGAGUACGAGCGCAGCUUCAUGCGUGGUCAGGCGCACCCCCUGCCGCCGGAGGACUGGAUGAAACUGCUGCAGUGGUGCGAAAAGAGCAUCUACCUGUGCAACCUGCUCGGCCUGCGUGAGAGCGCAGAGGGCAUGCUCAAGUACAUCCAACACAACUUCUCCUUUCUCACCGGCAAGCCGCCGUCGGAGCUGCCUCGCAUGAUGGACGCGCAGCUCUUCGAGAAGCUGCAGUGGUGGUCGCAGAGCUUGCGGGCAUACGAAAAAGGGCUGCACGCGGAGCCGAACAAGUUCAGCAACAUGGCAGGACUGAUGCGCUCGCUGGACAACUUGGGCGACUACGGGCGAUUGCUCGAGUCGUGGAAGUUGUUCUUCCCGCGCAUCAGCCGCAAGGAGGCAUCGGAGCUGGCCCCGUACGGUGCCCACGCCGCGUGGCUGCUGCGCUGCUGGGACGACAUGGAGACGAUCACGGCCUACAUGAGCGACGACGGCUACGUCGGCACCACCGCCGUCUUCUACCGCGCUGUGCUGGCCACCCACAAAAAACAGUUUCACGGCGCCGUGCCCAUCAUCCAGAACUGCCGCAAGCGGCUCGACUCGACGCUCUCCGCGUUGGUUGCUGAAAGCUACGACCGCGCCUACGGCCUCUUUGUCGGCAUUCAGCAGCUGAGCGAGCUCGAGGAAUUUGCCUUUGUGGCGAAAAACCCGCAAGGCUUGAACCACUGGCAGGAGCUAUGGGAACAGCGACUCGCUGCGAUGGCCUACGAGGGCUGGCCAGGCACGCUGGCCGACCACACGCUGGUCAUUCCACCAUCGCAAGAGUUGGACAUGUGGCUGCGCUUUGCGGCGCUGUCCCGCGUGCACGGCCGAGAACGCACGUCGCGGGACGUCUUGUUCGACCUGCUCGGCGAGCAGACGAUCGCCACGGCGCUGGAGCAGGACAAGCUGCCGCAGCCCACCAUCGCCCUCGCUGCCUUUCAGCACAUGUACGAAUUGCAAGAGCGGGAGAGGGCGGUGGAGACGCUCGACACGUACUUGAAAAAGAUGGAUAAAGUGGGCAUGGCAGCAGCAGCAGCAGCGGCUCCAGCGACCUCUCCUGUCUAUGCGAGUGGCAGCCAAGCAAGUCUGGCGAUGUGUCACUCGAAGCUCGCCAGCUGGCUCUUCACGUUGGCAAAGAAGAAGCACAGUUUGGACACGGACUACCGCAAUUACAUCCGCCAUCACCUCGAGCGGGCGACGAGUCUGGACAGCACAAACGGCUCCAUCUGGCACACAUGGGCGCGAUUUAAUCACGACCUCGUCAGCCACCGGUGGCGCAACAACAACACCGCCGCCGCCGCCUCCGAGCUGCGCCGUGAGGAGCACGUGAAUCACAUCGUCGCCGCCAUGGACGGCUAUGUGCGCAGCGUGUGCUUUUCGCAGGAGCUGGAGGACGUGUUGGGAUUUCUUUCCCUGUGGUUCAGUCACGCGGCUCUGCCGCAGGUGCAGAACAAUGCCGCCAUGCAUGCCCAGAUCUUGCAGGUCAGCCCCACCGUGUGGCUGAAGGUGAUUCCGCAGAUCAUCGCUCGUCUGCACGCGCGUGACCCGGUCGUGUCGGAAUCCGUCUUCCACCUUCUCGCGAUCGUCGCCAAGGCCCACCCGCAGGCACUUCUGUACAGCCUCAACGUCACGCUAAACUCCAGCGUGCAAGGCCCUGACAACAACGCAACGGAGCAGAUGGAGCGCAAGCAGGCGGCGCAGCGGCUGCUGGGGCGCAUUAAGGAGAUGCACCACCAGGGCCGCGCCAUGGUUAAGGACGCCGCCCUCGUCUGCCAGGAGCUGGUGCGGUGUGCGGUGCUGUGGACGGAGUUGUGGUUCGACGAGUUGGAGCGGGCGUGGUUUCAGUGGGGCCGCGACAAGAACGCGCACAGCGUCUUCCAGUCGCUGCAGCCGCUGCUGGAGCAGCUGUCGCAUCCAGACACCUUGGCGGAGUCGCACUUCGUGGCGGAGUUCGGCGAGCUGCUCAGCGGGGCGUGCGAGUACGUCGAAAAGGCCGCCUCGACCGGCAACAACGUUUACAUGGAGGAGGCGUGGAACCGCUUCAAGACGGCUGUGAAACGGAUGGACGAGCAAAUCAGCGGGAUGGCGUCGCUGGCGUUGCAGCUGGUGAGCCCGCGCCUGACGCAGAGCGGCAAGGACUUGUCCCUUGUGGUGCCGGGGCAGUAUAGCGAGAGCGGGGUAUACCCUUCCAUUGCCUCCUUCCAGAACACGCUCAAGGUGAUGAACUCGAAGCAGCAUCCGCGCCGCCUCUACAUCAACGGUACGGAUGGCGUCCUCUACAAAUUUCUGCUCAAAGGCCACGAGGACCUACGGCUGGACGAGCGCGUCAUGCAACUCCUCGCUUUUGCGAACACGCUGUUGGAGAAGCACUCCGCCAUUCAGCGACGGGACUGCAUGAUUCAGGUCUUCUCUGUCACCCCGCUCAGCGAGAACGCCGGCUUAGUGGGCUGGGUUGACAACUGCGACACGCUGCACCAGCUGAUAAAGGACUACCGCGUGCACUCCAAGUACCUCUCAAUCGAGGUGAACCUGAUGCUGAGCUUCAACGUGGACCUCGACCGCUUGCAGGUGAUCCAACACGUGGAGCCGUUUGAAUUCGCGCUGGAGCAGACAGAGGGUACCGACCUCGCGAACUCGCUGUGGAUGCGCGCGCCGAGUGCAGAGUCGUGGCUGGACCGGCGCACCACCUUUGUCUGCUCCCUCGCCACCAUGUCGAUGGUGGGCCACAUCCUCGGCCUCGGCGACCGCCACCCCUCCAACCUCAUGGUGCACUCCUUCAGCGGCCGCGUGGUGCACAUCGACUUCGGCGAUUGCUUCGAUGUCGCACAGAAUCGCAGCGCCUUCCCCGAGAAGGUGCCUUUCCGCCUGACACGCAUGCUGGUCAAGGCGAUGGAGAUGGGCGGCAUCGAUGGGCUCUUUCGCCACGGCUGCAUCACGGUGAUGGGGGUGCUGCGUGAGGAGGGCAGCAGCAUUUUAGCGCUGCUCGAGGCCUUCGUGCACGAUCCUCUCGUCUCGUGGUGGCGCGAUGAGUCGGAGGAUGGGGCGACCACUGUCACCGUCCCCACGCCCGUUGCACCGAGCAGCGGCAUGGCCUCCACUGACACGGCGGCGCCGCCGCUUGGCGGGCACUACUCCCAACGCGCCGCCUACACCGCCAUUGGAGAGUCCUUUCACCAGUCACGCAGCGCCUUCGCGUCUCGCACACCGGUGGCGCGUUCGUUUGCGGCACGUGGCAGCCGUUCCCUUCGUGCCCCCCGCGCCUCCGUUGCCGCGAGCACCCCGGCGGCCGACCCGGUGAGCGCCAGCGCUAAGUCAUCCGAGAUUGUGAGCAACAUGUCGGCGAACCAGACCAGUGAGGCGAAGAAGGUGGUGAACCGCAUUCGGGAGAAGUUGGAGGGCCGCGAGUUCGCCAGACGCUGCGCGACGCUGGGCGGGACGAUGCACACCGCGGGAGGGUUGGGCAACACGAAAGAGGACGGUUCGGUAGAGGAUCCGUUCUCUGCCGCGGAGUCGGACGGGGCCACGCCCAUUGGGAGCUCUGACGAUGGACUCUCCGUGCAAGCGCAGGUGUCACAGCUGAUUCUCGAGGCCACCUCUAACGAGAAUCUGUGUGUGCACUUCCAGGGGUGGUGUCCCUUCUGGUAA
Messenger RNA from Leptomonas pyrrhocoris, 8962 nucleotides. Its product is annotated as putative phosphatidylinositol 3 kinase. Lineage: Eukaryota; Euglenozoa; Kinetoplastea; Trypanosomatida; Trypanosomatidae. Gene Ontology annotation, cellular component: nucleus; TORC1 complex; TORC2 complex. The transcript has a single exon. The record is from RefSeq and is a predicted model, not a curated record. Gene Ontology annotation, biological process: negative regulation of macroautophagy; TOR signaling. The coding region runs from base 1040 to 8962 and encodes 2640 amino acids. Gene Ontology annotation, molecular function: protein-containing complex binding; protein binding; protein serine/threonine kinase activity.